UCUGCUUCGACUUAAUAUCAUUAAAGUGAUAGAACUUAGUCAAAAGCAUUUGCACAAGAUAAAUAGCAAGGAUGAAUUCUUUAAAAGAUUGUACUCAGUGAUACACAGUAAUGACCCAAUGGCAAGAGCACUAACACUGAGAUUGUUUGCUUGCAUUUCAACUAUAAUAGCUGACAAAAAAGCAGUACAUCACAGUGUUUGGAGAGGGUUAGAAUCUAACUACACAGUUGAAGUGGAGGCAGCAAUUAAAGCCACUGAUUCUUUGUGCCAACAUUCAAGCGACUUUGCAGUCGGAGUAUACGAUAAAGUAGCAGCUAUUGUUAAAGGAAUAAGAGUGACGCCUGAGAUGAAACUGAAAGUGAUCACUGUAAUGAAGAGAAUGAAUCACACUUUAGCUAUAGCAAAACAAGUCAGAGAUGUCUGCAUACAGCUAUUAUCCACACAUUCUUCAACUCCAUUUAUUAUCACAAUCCUGACCACUUUGACUGAGCUGUGCCUCUCCGUUAUUGUCCAGAUUCCCGAGCAGAUAGUACUCCUACUUGAUUUUGCGGCUCAAGAUCCUCGUCGGUUGAUAAGAAUGCACUCACUCAAUAAAUUAUACCGAGUAACAAUAGCUCAUCCUCAUUACUGGGAUAGCAAUAACGUUGAGGUUCGUAUGUAUGUGCAUGCAUGUAAUUUUUUACAAAUUUUAAAAGUUGCUCCAAAAUUCGGCCAUAGGCCAAAGGCUAUACCCUUGGGUCUUUAG
Messenger RNA from Amphimedon queenslandica, 745 nucleotides. Its product is annotated as integrator complex subunit 7-like. Gene Ontology annotation, cellular component: integrator complex. The coding region runs from base 119 to 745 and encodes 208 amino acids. Gene Ontology annotation, biological process: snRNA 3'-end processing. The record is from RefSeq and is a predicted model, not a curated record. The transcript is spliced from 6 exons. NCBI's taxonomy places the organism in Eukaryota, Metazoa, Porifera, Demospongiae, Haplosclerida, Niphatidae.